This is a messenger RNA of Quercus lobata, 561 nucleotides long. RefSeq lists its product as uncharacterized. The record is from RefSeq and is a predicted model, not a curated record. The transcript has 3 exons. NCBI's taxonomy places the organism in Eukaryota, Viridiplantae, Streptophyta, Magnoliopsida, Fagales, Fagaceae. The coding region runs from base 71 to 517 and encodes 148 amino acids.
AAACAUUUGUGAAGUUGACAUUUUUCCACAACAUACACAUAUACAUGUGGAAUUCAUUACAUAGGUCAAAAUGAAGGAUUUGUUGGAUGAUUCUUCGAAUCAUUUGCAGUCAUCUGACGCAACUGGUAGUAUUGUAUGGUCAACAGAGGAUGUGUUUGCCAAAGUGAUGGGUAAGGAGUGCAAAGGUCGUAUUCGUGAGGUAGGAUUUGGUCCAAGCCCAAGUGGUCGAAGUAGCAAGAGUGCUCUCACAGACAUUGAAAUACACUCAAGUCAAGCAAGAGACAAUGAAGUUGCACAACUGAAGGCUUCCUUGGCUACUAUGCAGGAUAAACUUGCAAGUUUUGACGAAACGAAGGAAAGACUUAGUCAAUUCGAAGAAAUGGAGCAAAGAACGGCUCGCAUGUUUCAACAAAUGCAACAAAGUUCUUCCCAAUGCAAUCAGGAUGUUCCUUUGGCUCAACAAUCUCCAACUCUCCAAAAAUCGUCAGCCGCAUCCUAUCAACCAAGUAGCUUAUAAGUUUUAUCUUGGUGUUCAAGAACUUUUUUGUGUACAAAGAACUA